UAUAUAUAUGUAUUAAUAUUAAAAUGUUGUAAGUUUUACCCACCUAGUAUUGUCCGUAUAAAAAUGUGUUGGCUUAAUAAUUACAAUGUUAUCGCCACCUGAAUAAUUAACUGAAGAACCAGUCGAGCAGUGUCUCUAUUUUAAAACUCCCAACAGUUUUAUGUUAAAUUUAAUUACUUAAAAAUGGAAGAUAAUCCGAGCUUGCAUAAAGUUGAAGUUGGAUUUUAUUUUGUAACUUGUGUUUGUGGAAUUUUUUACUCUACGUACCAACUUUAUUUAGCUGGAUCAUUUUUCGAUUAUUUUGAUGAUAUUCACGAUGAUUUUUCAACGGGCUGGAGUUGGAUAGGUCGCAAGAAAGACGUUUCAGAUCAUGAAUGGGCAGCGAUGGUUCCAUUUCUUAGAAUAUUUAUCCCAUGGGUAAUAUUACAUUUGUUGAUCAGCAAUUUCAUCAAAUAUCUACAACUAAAUCGGACGGUUGAUCUGAGUAUAUUAUGUUGCUGGUAUAUUACAAUAAGCCUCGCAUUUCUCUGGACGUACAUUGGAGUCCCUGGAGUGAUUUUCAUGCUGAUCCAGCCUUGCAUAGUUUGUCUGCUAAUAUCCAUCAGAAAUCUUCCUUUAAUUUACUUCGCUGAACUGGGUCUGGUAUUUUUAUACCACUACAAACCACUGAUGAGCCUGGUCCGUGAGGACUGGCUCCAAAUGGACUCUAAUUGGGAUUAUUUACUGACUGUUUCAACUUUCUGGGUCCAAUUACGCAGUACUAGCUGCGCUAUUGACAAUGUGAAGAUCUACAGGCAUAAAAGCCUCCAAGGAUUUUUAAAAAAUUUUAUCGAAACGACUGCGUACUGCCUGUACUUCCCCACACUCUUCAUGGGUCCAUUCUUUCUGUACGAGGAUUUUCAUAAAGGCAUCAAUAGGCCCAACAAGUGGACGCUAAGUCGUCUGAUAAUUACUGCCCUAAAUUUACUGAGAUUUUCAUUCUGGAUCCUCUUCACCGAGAUCUUUGCUCACUUUUUAUACAUCACUGCGUUCAAGUACCAGCCGCAAGCAGUCGAGAAGUUCAACUCUUGGGCAUUCUUCGGGUUCGGCUACUGGAUGGGCCAGUACUUGUGCAAUAAAUAUGUAAUUUUCUACGGCCUUCCUGGAGAAUUCACUCGCGCUGAUAAUAUCAAUGCUCCGCCGCCUCCUAAAUGUAUUGGAAGAAUUUUUCUGUAUUCUGAACUGUGGAGAGAAUUUGAUCGCGGGCUUUAUUUAUUUCUUGUCAAAUACAUCUACAGCCCGAUCAUCAGCUACAAAUCAUCUCUAUCAAAAUUAUUCGCCUCAAUGUUGACGUUCUCCUUUGUCUACGUCUGGCAUGGACCUCGAGACUUUGUUCUGGUCUGGUCAGCUCUCAGCUUCUUUGGAGUGACUGUCGAACGCAUUGCCCGUUCCAUCGGAAAAUCUCCGGCUUAUAAUAAAAUAAUUAACAAAUAUUUGUCACCUCAAAUGAACAGAAGGUUGAAUUGUUAUCUGACAACUCAUUUAUUUAUCAUUACCGCUUCAGCUUCUUUUUAUUUUCUUGGGCGUAUGGAGAUCGGUAAUCUGUAUCUUUACCGAGCUUUCUGUGAUCCUCUGCCAGUAAUUAUAAUUCGAUCUCUUAUUAUUUACACCGGAUCCCAAAUUUCUGUGGAAAUUAAAAAUUAUUACAAGAAAAAAUUAUCUUAAUUUUUUAGAAUAUUUUUUAUAAUUUC
Molecule: messenger RNA, 1730 nt
Organism: Cotesia glomerata
Lineage: Eukaryota; Metazoa; Arthropoda; Insecta; Hymenoptera; Braconidae
Product: protein-cysteine N-palmitoyltransferase HHAT-like
Exons: 6
Coding region: 184-1704 (506 amino acids)
Biological process (GO): protein palmitoylation
Cellular component (GO): endoplasmic reticulum
Molecular function (GO): palmitoyltransferase activity
Source: RefSeq, a predicted model, not a curated record